AUGGAGGAAAAUGGUGAUAAUUCCGUACGAAAAAUUACGGAGUUACGCACCGACCUGGACCAAACGCGAGCGGCACUCCAGCGAAUAGAGGAGCUUCUCGCGAACCAGUCGGCAGCCGCCACGGCAGCAGCACACGUAGCAGCGAAUACAGCAGCGACGGCAGCAGCAGCAACGGCGACACCGACACUUCACACAUCAGCAGCCACAGUGAAUCUUGAGGCGGCACGUCCGAGGCUACCGGAGACGUUCAAUCCGAAUGCGAGAGACGCCGACGUCCGUCGAUUCAUUGCGACCCUCGAAAUUUACUUCGAGGCCGUUGGCUGUACGACCCCGACACACGAUGCAAUGCGGAUUCGGCUCGCAGCCACACUGUUGCGAGGCCCGGCGCUCGAGUGGAUUUACAACAGUAAGGAGAUCCGAGGCGAGGGGUCAUGGACGCAGUUUCGGGCAGCUUUAAUUCAACGUUUCGAACCGAUCAAUUCCAGCUACAUGGCGCGGCAGCAGAUUCAUCGGCACAAACAGUACGGCAGUGUAACGCAGUAUACGCAGCAGAUGGAGAGCCUCUUCAACCGAAUUACCGACCUGACCGAAGGGGAAAAAAUCCAAGCGUAUACUGAGGGGCUAAAAAUGGAAGUCCGCCGACAGGUGAUUGCUGCGAACUACAACAACUACCGCGACAUGGUGUGUGCAGCAGAGAGAUUCAAUGUGCUGACGAGAGGUCAACCUGAGACACGACGCCACGUGCCAAACAGAUCAUUCGACACGAAGCGAUCGGCACCACCCACGACCGCCGACCCGAUGGAUAUCGACAAGAUCGACGCGAAGCAGCAGCCGACAAAUAAGAAGUGUGACUUUUGCGGCGCAGCGGGACAUCGAUUCUUGGCGUGUUGGAAAAUGAAGAAGGCACGAGCACAGUUGCAGGGCAACAACAGUGUGACACCCCCGAAGUCAAACAACGUGGCGACUUCGGAGCGGGCGAAAAAAGGAGGACAUGAUGGCGCGAAUUUAAAACGCCACGACCGGCCGGCACCAGGGGAAAUCGCCGAGACAAAUGGAGGCUCCGCGAAACAAGACCCUGCACCGACCGGGAAACUCCAGCCGAACACCCACGAAACCUUCAGGGGAGAUUUAGCGGCUAAGAAAAAGCCCUUAAAGAUUAUUCAGGUACCUGAGAAGUUGGGCAAACCACUCCGGAGCGUUGAAAAGGGUCGUGCGUUCCAAGGAGUUAAUACUCUCUCCCCGCAGCACAGUGUUAAGGCUCCCCAUUGCCCACAGGAGAAGCCUACACAGCUGCAACGGCUUAAGGGAAGGUUCCAGGCCAAGACGAAGCUGAAUCGGCCUUGGAAAAUUUCUUCUAACCCUACUCAGUUUGAAACUGAUAUUUGUCAAGAUAGGUAG
Closterium sp. Yama58-4 is the source of this 1398-nucleotide messenger RNA. The record is from the annotation of a GenBank genome assembly. NCBI's taxonomy places the organism in Eukaryota, Viridiplantae, Streptophyta, Zygnematophyceae, Desmidiales, Closteriaceae.